AAGAGAGUCUGGAGCAAGUCUGCGAAUCUGAAGAUCACAUUGAUUUGUGAACUUCUGAUUAUAAAUAUGGAUCCACGUUUAAAAACGCCUUUACUUUUUCAAGACAAAAUUAUACGCCGGUGCACACUACCAUGCCGGGACAAGGGACAUUAUCACUGCCCUUUGUGCAAAAGGACAGUUAUUCGCCGGGUUGACAUGGAAAGGCAUUUAGUGCUGUGUCAGAGUCUUCCACCCGCUGUACCCUCUGCAGCAGUGAGCCUGCCACUCGCUGUACCCUCUGCAGUUGUGGUGGAACACUCAUAUGCGCUGCCUUCUCCAACUGUGCUGACUGAAGCGGAAAAAAACACAAAUUUGGUCAGAUGCACUCAAUGUAACCUUACUGUUCUUCGGAAAAACUUAAAAACACACUUGCUGAGGAAGCAUGUAGAUAUGCCACAAGAUAUUACACAAGUGAAUCAUUUACAAAGUGUAUGUGUUGAUGAAAAAAAUGGCAUAUUUGCUGUACAAAAAACUAGACAUGGGUUUUCAGUGCCAGUACAUGUACAAAGAAAAAUCUGGGGUAAAACUCAUCAGGUCAGAUGUGAGUUAGAGGAAUGCCACCAGUAUCAUUUGCUGGCUCAGAGGAGUGGACUUAGCUAUAGUUUAUGUGAGCAUGUCCGCUCUAUAGAUUACUGCAGAAAAACUGUUCCAGAAAUAUUUCUCAAGGAAGACAUCCUGAGGGAAAUGAUGUCUCUGAAAUUCUUUGGCGAGCCAAAGGUUGUAACGUGUAUAAACAGGCAAAAAGUUGCUCAGGUGGCACCUGUUCCAGUUGCAGUGAUGGUGGAGUUUGGGGAAUCAGCAUCACAGAUAUGUCUUUCCAUUCAUGAGCCUAAAAUACACAGUUUUUGCCGUCUUGGCAGAAUAUUUGUGACAUACAACAAACAGAAGAACACCUGGCAUUGUGCCUGUGCCAAGCCACGAACAUUGUGUCCUCACAAAAGCAUUUCAAAGUGGGUUCUCUUUCAAACACAAAGAGAUCUCUUCAGGACAAAGGUUCCACCUUCACCAGGAUCACCUUUGCUGAUAUCAGGGAAUGCGUCUGGAUCUCUACACAAUACUGCUGUGGAGCGAAGUGUGCGCUACAUAUUUAAAGAAAAAAAAAUUCCUCAGACACUGCCAAAAGAGAUCACUGAACAAAAAAAUAAAAUGGAACCUGAAAAAGUUUGUUCCUGUUGAGACAUUGUGUCAAUUAUGCCCAGGAAAUCCUGUACUCGAUAAGGCAGUGCAGGUCACUAAUAAAGCUCGAAUUGUCAGCAUGAUGGGCGUUACUGAGAAUGUUACAUCCUUUUGUAGGAGGUGUCCUCAGUGCACUAUGGUGUACAGGUACCAGGAGUGGAAAGAUGGCCUUCACAACUUUGAUGACCAUAUUUUCCUAUGUCUUGAACUGUGCCUUUUUCUCAGGGAAAAUAUACAGAACCACGUGUCUGUGUCAAGAGUCAUCGACUCAUUGGAGGGGUUAAGACAAGAGAAGUUUCCUUCCAGGGAUGCCAUUUUCCAUGCUUAUUGCCACUUUGAGGCUUUGACUGACACAGAGUACACCUUCUCCUGCAUUAAUUGUGGAUUUCACCCCCCUGUGGUAGUCAUGGAUUUGCACCGAAAGGGGGUUUUCAACUUGAAAGUGAGUGACCUCAAAGCACCACCUGAAGACUUUGAAGGUGAACAUAAUAUUGAAGAAUUUUGGAACUCUGUUCAUCUAGAGAUGAUAAGUCGUGGUUUUUUCUCAAGCAGUGCAAAAAACCCAUUUGCUGUUUUGCCAAGCUACGAACACUGGGCACCAUGGAUUGGCAGUGAAACGCGGAAAAGUGACAUUGUGCUCAACACUGAAUUUAAAAAAGUGAGGACCUGUCUUUCUUCAGAUGAAGCACAGCUUGGCAGUGUCACAGAAGACCGACUGAUUGACGAGCUGACAAAACAAAAGGUUGGAGUUGUGAGAAGACUGUGCAGGGCCUGUAAAAUUGAUUCCAAGGGGUCUCGGUUUGACCUCAUCACCAGACUACGGGAGAGGAUGAAAGCAAACAUGGUGUAUGAUAAGGUUUUUCAAAGCAUUUGGGGAGCCUCUGGCGGAUGGUCAGUUAUACUAUGUCCACAUGGGAUUGUAUACAGCAUUAAAUUUAAUCUUCGUGCUGAAAGUCCUCGAGACUUUGCAGACCUCCUCCUCUGCUGGAAGCACAUACCCAACAUCUGUGUUUAUGACUUUGCAAGAGGUUUAGCAGCACACACCAACUUAGGAGUUCCCCACACCUUGCCGUUCCAACCACAUGAGGGUAGACUGGCUGAACCCACAGAAGAAAAUAUCAAGGCAGCACAAGAUGGAAAAAUGCAGGUGUGUCUUCCAUGGUAA
Paramormyrops kingsleyae is the source of this 2380-nucleotide messenger RNA. The record is from RefSeq and is a predicted model, not a curated record. Lineage: Eukaryota; Metazoa; Chordata; Actinopteri; Osteoglossiformes; Mormyridae.